AUGUUUCUUCUGGACCUUCCGCCCGAGUUACUUGCCCUCAUCGCAGACUGUCUCGGAGCCUCUGAACUUCGCAAGUCUGUCGCCUACCUACUUCUCGCCAAACGCUGGUACCAGGCUGUGCUUCCUGUCUACCUCUCUCAACUUCCACUCUCCGAUCUCUACCUCGCCUCUCACCACGACCUUGAGAGACUCCCCCCAUCAGACACAGCGCUGAGUAACCUAAUCCAAACGAAAGCGAAACGCUUGUCAGUCCGCUUCGUCGGCCAUCCAUCCAUCCGUCCCAGUGUGGUUCCUUGGCACGACAACGGAGACCUCUACCACUCAGACAACCUUGGGCUCGAUGGUACGAAGAGAUUGAAAAACUGGCACUGCGACUGGAUGACCGUUGGCCCGGUGGAGCGUUACAGUGGCCGAAGACGCUGGCAUUGGCAUAGAGAACAGGAAACUCUGCAUCAAUGGGGAUACCGUAUUAACAAGAAGCUCGUGGAGCUGGCUGCUAUGAUGUUCAAUUCCAAAUGUUUGGAGGAGUUUAGCCUGGAGGCUUCAAGCGAACAUACUGACGAGCAUGGUCCGCGCUGGGAUUAUUUACAUGAAUCUACCAUUCGCAGUCUCAUCUCCAGCCUCCCGUCCAGCCUCAACAAUCUUACGCUGGAUUUGUGCGGCUCGGGAACCAUCACACCUGAUCGCGGUAUACCGACUGCCCAUCUAUGUCCUCUUAUCGGCCAACGACUACGUGAUUUCCGGAAUGUCAGACUGCGGCUGCGGUGCAUUUGCCCUCAAGUCCUUCGAAGCUCCUCGUUAAUACCUAAUGUCGGAUCAAGAUUGAAGACACUGAUCAUUAAGCUCAGCCUUCCAUCCUUCCCUGAAGCUGCCGAUGAAGUUCACAACGGUUAUAAUGAGUUUGAUGCAAAAUCGUGCCUUGUGACCGCAAUUCCACUCUACAAAAGGAUGAUCGCAGCAGGGGUAGACUCCGCGAAAAACUCCCCUGAACUGUCACUGAUGCGAAUCUCCUACCGGUCGCAAAGUGAUACUGAUGAUCGCUCAAGCUACAAUCUUGCUGUGGCUGACUGUGUGAGAAAACAAUACAUGUUUGAGCCUACUGAGAAAUUUUGUUACGAGGAUGAUGGGAGUCAGUGGGACGCAUGGGAAGAUAGUGACACUUUGCGAGAUGGAGGACCUUUUGAGGAACUGUUGUGGUAG
Letharia lupina is the source of this 1200-nucleotide messenger RNA. RefSeq lists its product as uncharacterized. Lineage: Eukaryota; Fungi; Ascomycota; Lecanoromycetes; Lecanorales; Parmeliaceae. The record is from RefSeq and is a predicted model, not a curated record. Bases 1 to 1200 code for a protein of 399 amino acids. The transcript has a single exon.